AUGAACGGAUUUAGUACCGGUGAAGAGGAUUCGCGUGGUGCAUCCGACCAAAUUUGUUGUCUUGUUGACGAAGGGGAGAGAUGUUCCAGGCCUGCGGGUAAUGCUUCUUACAGCAAGCGGAUUCAAAAGACUGUUACUCAGAGACGUCUCAAAUUAAAUUUAGAUCAUGUGGCAAGACAUAUUUACAUAUGUGAUUUUCAUAAACAAGUGAUACUGUGCGCGAGAUCAAAACAACAGCAACAGAGACGAAGAAAAGACUCAGAAGAAGAUUCCGGUGAAACAGAUAAUGAUGUACCAGAUGUUGAUUUAUUCCAAUUACAAGUCGGCACUUUGAGAAGAUACAAAAGACACUACAAAGUACAGACAAAACCUGGGUUGAACAAAGCACAACUUGCUGAUACACUCAUGAAACAUUUCAAAACAAUUCCAGUAUCUGAAAAAGAAGUAUCAAGUAUAUUUAUUUACACCGUAAAAACUAACGCCAAUAAACUAGACCAAAAAAACGGUGUUAACAGUGAUACAACGUAA
Cotesia congregata is the source of this 528-nucleotide messenger RNA. The record is from the annotation of a GenBank genome assembly. Lineage: Eukaryota; Metazoa; Arthropoda; Insecta; Hymenoptera; Braconidae.